This is a messenger RNA of Zophobas morio, 3635 nucleotides long. Its product is annotated as muscle M-line assembly protein unc-89-like. The transcript has 6 exons. Bases 135 to 3542 code for a protein of 1135 amino acids. Gene Ontology annotation, biological process: mitotic cell cycle. The record is from RefSeq and is a predicted model, not a curated record. Lineage: Eukaryota; Metazoa; Arthropoda; Insecta; Coleoptera; Tenebrionidae.
UCGGUUCUCAACGCAUUGUUUUCAUGUGUCAGUAAUUUAACAAAAAAAUGAACUCUAAUCAAAAUUUUACAAGUUUAUGACUUAAAACGUGUGACAAUGCAGUUUAAUUAAGCGUGUGUAUUAUUCAAGCCAAGAUGUCGAGUUCUUCCAGCCAAAUGCCUUCGUCCGACCUUAUGGAGUCUCUGCUGAAAGACCCCGUGAAAAGGGCCCUCAUUCUUCAAUUACUCAACCAAGAGAAAGACAACAUCGAGAAAUAUAAGCGUCAGGAACUUAAAACAAAGACGACUCCUUUGAAAAAGGUGAAAAAGUUGCAUUGUGAGAGCCCUACAGCCCUGCAGCGUAGGAGAGCCCUGGAGCAGAAGAAUCCAGAUACGUCGGAAAGUUCGUCUUCGGAGAUUAGUGACGUUCCGACGGAGCUGAAAGGCCCCAAGUUGCCUUUCGAGCAACUUUUGAAGGGGGUGGUGGCUUAUGUGGAGGUUAAGAGAGACAAUGAGGAUCGUUCGGAGGGUAUUAAGGCCGUUAUGAGGUUAAUGGGUUCCACGAUUAGAGACAAGUUUACGAAUGAUGUUACGCAUGUUAUUUUUAAGGAUGGCUCUUUCACCACAUUUGAAAAAGCCAAACUUAUGAAAGUUCAUCUAGUCUCGGUGCUUUGGUUAGAUGCCAUUCGAAGAAAUAAUGCCAGAGUUCCAGAAAAAAAUUACCCAGCGUUUGGUAGCCGAGUAUGCGACGAAAAUGUUUCCAUCCUAUGCUCGCAAAUCCAAAAAGACUACGAAGACGUAAUAAAGGACGAAAGACGACGGCGACAUACAAUGAUGACACCAAAAACCUCCAUAGCCAGCUACCUCACCGCCAACAACCUCGCAAUCUCGGACGACGAAACCCCACCGAGACGACAAUCUCCCGAUUUAACAUCGGAUGACUCCGAUUGUGGCAUCGUGGACGGUCAUGCCACAAAACGACCCAGAGACUCAGAUAUACUGCAGUCCAGUCAAAUCCCAGAUAGUCAAAAUGUUCUGGAAUCUAGCGACUCCCCGUCAUUGCUCAGCCACGUGAGCAGGAACAAGAGGAAAACAAUCUCGAUUAUUUCGGACAUGGUGCUAACACCGAAUGUAGUAACGACUCAUCAGACGAGGCAAACUGAGAACAUAGCUGUGGCCACUUCAAAAGCAAGAACUAUGACGAAAGUUCUCCAGAAUUCGAUUUUACAGUCAAGCACGAUGUCGUCGUUGCGGGUGUCCACGGAUAGUGAUAAAACUAAAAGUGAUCUUGCAAAUUCUAAGGGUAGUAGUAAAACGAGGAGUUCGUUGCUUGGUGGCAAAGAAAAUAGUUUGAAGACUGUUGAUUCGACUAUGUCGUCUUUGAGAUUGAGCGAUUCUUCUAAAACGAAGUCCACAGGAAAGAGAAGUAGUAGAGGUAGCGGUGGUACAAAGAUGAGUUCGUCGUCGGGUAGAGAACUACAAGGAACGCCGCCAGAUCAUAGUUCCAACAAUAGUACAAAGGACGAAGUGAAAACCACUGUCAGAAAAAGCAGCAGAACUGUGGCUACACAAUUAACCAAGAAUUCAAAAAAACCUGCUUCACCAGAUCUGAUCACUUCAGACUCAGAGGACGAAAAUGCGAACGAAAAAAGUCCGAAGAAAAUAAAAAGCCCUGCUAAGUCUAACACGUCCACUCCAAAGAAGAUACUCAGGAAAAUGUUGGAUUCGUCGGAUUCGGAAUAUGAGUACGAUGACCAACCAAAAAGAAUCGAGACAAUUAAACGAAGACUUACUGAAUUAGUAGAGGAACCAAAUGAUCAACCAAAAGAAACGCCAGUUAAAACCAGAAAAACCAUAUCAGUAGUGGCAUCAACGUCAACUCAAAAUUUGACCCCGAAAACUAACAAAAGAACCUCAGCGUCAAAAGCGGCAGAUUUAAAUAACAAAGAACCAAGUGAAAAUGUUUCCGUACAAACCGAGAGGUCAAAACGAAGUCGAAGAUUAACUUCCGUUACACCGUCUGAACCCGAAAACGCAGAAAGCCCCACUAAUACCGAUCCAAGAAGAAGCAGAAGAGCGUCGUCAGUUAUAUCAACUGCAUCAUCAACAAGUAAAAAACCUAGACGAAGCAGGCGAUCACUUGCAAGAACAAUGUCGGAGUCGGAAGUGAAGGAAACAUCCAACGACGAAUCAGAAUUCGUUAAACCCAAAACAGUGAAAAAAUUGAAAAAGACAACGUCGGUUGUUUCGUCAGGAUCUGAAACAAGUUCAGUAGAUAAAGUGGUGGUGCCGGAAGACAGAAAAGUCGUGAAGGUCACGGUUCUUCUCUCACCUACAACUAAAAAACAAUCUGAAACAUCUAUAAAAAGUCGACAAAAUUGUGAGACGACUCCAAGCCCCACGAAAAAAUCUUCCGUCGAGCAAACAUCGACGGCCAAAAAAAUAAGAAAGUUGUACCAUCCGAACGAUGUGGCUGUUUUUUCGUCGCAAGAAGACGAAGACGAAAGGGAACGUAAAGAACACCAAAAACAGAAGGCGCAGAAGAGUCCAGAUGGGGUUUUUGUCAACCCUAACAAAGUCGACAUCACUCCUUUACCGUCUCAGCGUAAACCAGAUCGUUCAAAUUUUGACUUAGACGAAGGUAGCGGUGACGAUAAUGAAAUCAGAGUAACGAGACAAAAAACAAAAAGAGACAACAAGAAGGCGUUGCCAGUGCCUCCAGUUAGAGAUAGCUCUGCGGACGAACAACGAGAGUUGUUGGAAAUGCUAGAUCAGAGUAAUCAUUUCCGGAAAAGGCGUUCCGAACGAUUGUCUCUUUCACAGAGGAAACCAACUUAUACUUAUAGCUCUAAAUCUGAGAGUUUGUCAUCGACUGAUUUGCCCAUCACGCCUAUCAAUAGGCGCAGCACCUUGGACUUUGUACAAUUGACGCAGACUCAGCAGAAGCGUAAACUAAAGUUGGAUCCCAAAAGGCCUACGAGUAUAGUGUGCACGAAAAUGCAUAGGCACGAAGUCGUUCAUUUUGAGAACACCGUCGCCAGUUUGGGACGAUUCUUCGUUGAAGACAAAGUCACAGGGAAGACGUCACAUUUGGUUGCUGGUGAACCGAAAAGAACCAUCAACAUGCUGAAGGGUAUAGCUAGAGGGUGCUGGAUACUGAAACACGAAUGGCUACAAAAGUCUCAAGAGGCGGGAAAGUGGCUCAACGAAGAAGAUUACGAAUUGACCGACUUCUCUCCGGCUGUGCAGCAAUGUCGUCUACAAAGACAAGCUUUCGGCCCUCUUUAUUCAAUGGACAUUUUCCAGAAUUGCGGACUCAUCUACGUGGGUAAAUCUACCACGCCCAAACCCUCGGAAUUAAAAGAGUUGAUCUCUAUUUGCAAGGGGAAGUUGACAACGUCGUACAGAAACGCUGCCAUAAGUGUAGGGGAAGUAAUUCACAGAGAUGAUGUGAACUGCGUCACGGAAAUGUGGGUUCUAGAGUCGAUUCACUAUAAUAAGUUAAAAUUGUUCAAGCACUAUUUGUUGCAGCCUCAAAGUCACGAGAGAAGUCCUAAUUUUUAAAAGUUGUGGCUGUGUAUGUACAUAUAUUAUAAGCCAUCAAUUUAGCUAGAAUGUUUAUAUAUUUUUUUAUUCAUAUUGCGUCAUUUUUACAAC